Nycticebus coucang (slow loris) is the source of this 1245-nucleotide messenger RNA. RefSeq lists its product as uncharacterized. The record is from RefSeq and is a predicted model, not a curated record. The transcript has 4 exons. NCBI's taxonomy places the organism in Eukaryota, Metazoa, Chordata, Mammalia, Primates, Lorisidae. Bases 1 to 786 code for a protein of 261 amino acids.
AUGGAGAUUCCAGCCACACUGACUCACCCAGUGUCUUCUCCCUCAACAGGAUUUCCUGUCCCUGAGCCAGAACUGAUCUCACAGCUGGAGCAAAAGGAGGAGCUGUGGGUCUUGGAUCUUUGGGGAGCUAAGGAACCAGAGGUCUUGAGAAGCCACCAAAAAGGAAAGAAGACCCAGAUCCUCCCAAGCAGCCACGGUAAAUGUGACACUGCAUCCUGGGACCCGCUCGCCACCAGGAAGGCUGGUCAAGUCAACCUCCAGCCUCCUCCCCGGAAGGAAGAGGACCACAGAGCAAAGAGGAAUGCCCCGUGGGCUAAAGAGGUGGCUUGGGGUCUGAUUCCGGAAACCGGUUUAAGCUGCAAAGAAUCAGAGCCACCAGCACCUCCGGCCAAAGGCAGUUCCCACCGUUCAGGCAGGGUGGCCUAUAAGGACCAGACCGGUUCCAUGGCUCUAGGUUUCCUUCAUCGGUUUUUGUCUUGGAUUCUUUUCAAUCCGAUUCGGGGAUGCUCGAGGAAAAGACAUUUUUUUGCCCCUAACCCAGAGCCGGUAGUGGAUCAAAACUUCAGCGUUGGAGGUGCGGAGGAUCCAUAUCUGGAGCCAGUAUCUCGCAGCCAAGCUCCAGGCAUUGUAUCCAGUUGUCCUCAGGACACCGGAAGCUGUCCAGCUCAGGGUCCCCUCCUCAGCAUCUUACAGAAGCACCACUUGAAAGGUUCUGGAACCAAGGAAGAAAGAUUAUUCCAAGGUGCAAAACAAAGGAAAAUGGAAUCCCCGUUCCAUUUUCCAUAAUGUAGUCUUUAUUUCCACCUGGAUGCAGGUGGAGUGAAAUCAAAAAAGGAAUUCCACACACAGGUUAUGGCAGAUGAGGAUUUAAAGGGUCAGGGAGCGCAGCAAUUGGUGGCAUUUCUAUUUCCUGGGAGGGACAUGAGUCUGAUCCUUCCUGGGCGGGGCAAGUUUAUUUGGGCAGGUACACCUGAUUCUAUCACCACUGACAUGGAGAUAGGGUCCCAGCUCCCCACCUGCCCUAACAAACCCCCACCAUGGAUGGAAGGUAUAGCCCAAUGAAGGAGAGCAACAUCAAUGAAAUCACACAAAUAAAUGUAAAAUUGCAACUGUGAGAGACACAUGGUGUAGCAGGGCCCAUGAUAGGAGACUGGAUCUCUGGGUGUGGGCGGUGAGUGGGUGAGUAGCUAAAGGUAAGGCUGAAACCUGAAGGGUGAGUGAGAAUCUUGUAGGAAGAAAAGCCUG